Molecule: messenger RNA, 2523 nt
Organism: Rodentolepis nana
Lineage: Eukaryota; Metazoa; Platyhelminthes; Cestoda; Cyclophyllidea; Hymenolepididae
Source: the annotation of a GenBank genome assembly
UACCAGCUUAGACUUUGGAUUUUUCCCAAGUCAGUCUUGAAGGAACCUAUAAAUUCGAUUGAAUUCUUGAUCUUGAUCAUUCAAGCUAAAAUGCUUUCCGUUUUGCCUGUAUCGUCGCUUUGGUUCUGUCUGUAUUUUGUCUGCGUAACGUCUAACCCAAUGUCCGAUCUGGUUAAGCAAAAGGACUAUGACUGGAAAGAUUCAAAUGUCGCUCUUCUUGGAACUGAUAAAGAUCGGGCUGUCAAGAGAUUUAAAAUGGCUUCUCUGGUGAAGGGAAAAGAUUAUGAUUGGAAGGAUUCGAACGUGGCUCUGUUCGGUACCUCCAAAGAUAGGCAGGUGAAAAAGGAAUCUGCCCUGACGGAACCAGCCUGGGAGCCAGUAGGCAAGGCAACAUCUCCUUUCCUUAUGGUCUGGCGAGUUAAUCAAUUCAAAAUUGAACCCGUUCCGGAAGAUGAAAUCGGCAAUUUUUAUAACGGAGACUCCUACAUUGUUUGCAAGGCCACCCAGGCUCCUGGAGGUAACAAACUCCUCUACAACAUCCAUUUCUGGAUUGGAAAGCAUAGCACUUCUGAUGAAUAUGGAACUGCUGCCUACAAGACCGUCGAACUUGAUACUUAUCUUGAUGAUGCUGCUAUUCAACACCGUGAGGUUGAUGGUUUCGAAUCGGAUCUCUUCAACACCUUGAAGGGUGGCUAUGCAUCUGGUUUCCGUCAGGUUAAGCCUGAGGAAUACAAGCCUCGUCUUCUGCACUUCUGCAAGGAGGGCAAGAUUACCUACAUGCGACAGGUCAAGUAUAGCAAACAGUCCGUCCACUCUGGUGACGUCUUCAUUCUCGACUUGGGUGAUCGCGCUUAUCAAUUCAAUGGAGCUACCUCCUCUCCUUUUGAGAGGAGUGCUGCUGCCGCUUUCCUGCAAGACUUGGAAUGCAAACGCAACGGUCGCUGUGUCACUCACGUUUUGGAGGAUGAGACCACACCUAAAGACCAUGAAUUCUGGACCAGCCUUCCAGACGUUCCAGUUCCCGAGAAAGAACCACCAAAGGAAGUUGUCAAGUCUCUGUACAAGGUUUCUGAUGCUACUGGAAAGAUGGAGUUGACCGUCAUUAGUGAAGGCUCUGCUCCAAGAAAGGAAAUCAAAUCAGAUGAUGUCUACAUGAUUCUUGCCAAGCAAGGCCUAUUCGUCUACAUUGGCAAGGAUUGUUCAGUCAACGAGAAGAGGAAUGCUCUUUCCCACGCUCACAAAUUCAUGCAAACCUCUCCAAAUCCCUACCUGCCAAUCACUGUUGUCACUGACGAACAGGCAAAAUCAUUCCUUAAGGACAUUUGGGAUGAGAUAGACUUUGGUCAUCACCUAACUCCUAACCUUGAGCUUGACUUGGGAACCGAGGACGCAAAUAAUUUGUUUGAGAUAUCUAUAACUCACAAAGAGAUGGCUGGUUUAGUUAAAGGCAAGGACUAUGACUGGAAGGACUCGAACGUGGCACUUUUUGGAUCAGACACUGACAGACAAGUGAAAAAGGAAUCCGCAGAGACUGAAAAAGCCUGGAAACCUGUUCGUGACACAUGCUCUCCCUUCCUUAUGGCAUGGCGUAUAAAACAAUUCAAACUCGAGCCCGUUCCUGACAAUGAGCUUGGUACCUUCUAUGAUGGUGAUUCUUACAUCGUCUGCAAAGCAACAAAGAGCCCUAAUUGUGAUAAAUUGAGUUAUGACAUUCAUUUCUGGAUUGGCAAGCACAGCACUGCCGAUGAAUAUGGAACCGCAGCUUAUAAGACUGUGGAGUUAGACACAUUUCUUGACGAUGCUGCAACACAACAUCGAGAAGUGGAUGGACACGAAUCCCCCAAAUUCAUCAGCUACUUCAAGAAGUUUAUGACACUUCAUGGUGGCUAUGAUUCAGGUUUCCGUCAAGUGAAACCCGAAGAAUAUAAACCCCGCUUGUUACACUUCUGUCGUCAGAACAAAGUUACGUAUCUACGAGAAGUCUUCUUUAGUAAACAAUCCGUGAAGUCGGAAGAUGUCUACAUUCUCGAUUUGGGUACAAAAGCUAUUCAGUUCAAUGGAUCCGCCUCGUCGGGUUUUGAAAAAAAUGCCGCUGGUGCUUACCUCCAAUAUCUUGAAAGCCAAAGAAAUGGCCGUUGCAAAACUUCCGUUAUGGAUGAAGAAAACGGCAGAGAUCAUGAUUUCUGGUCUAAUCUACCGGAUGACCCACUUCCCGAAAAAGAACCUAGAAAGGAGAUUGUGAAGGCACUCUAUAGAGUUUCUGAUGAAACUGGCAAGAUGGAAGUCACACUCGUUGCCGAGGGUAAAGCUCCAAAGAAUGAUAUUACGUCUAACGAUGUUUACAUGAUUCUUGCUAAAGAGGGUCUCUUUGUCUAUAUCGGAAAGGAUUGCUCUGUUACUGAAAAGCGAAAUGCUAUGUCAAACGCACACGCAUUUAUGCAAACCUGUCCUGAUCCCUAUCUUCCAAUUACUGUCGUGUGUGAGGAGAAUGCAGAAUCAUUGCUUAAAGGAAUUUGGGACUAG